Alexandromys fortis (reed vole) is the source of this 1548-nucleotide messenger RNA. It is a transcript of the gene Icam2, whose product is annotated as intercellular adhesion molecule 2. Lineage: Eukaryota; Metazoa; Chordata; Mammalia; Rodentia; Cricetidae. The transcript has 5 exons. Gene Ontology annotation, molecular function: integrin binding. The coding region runs from base 571 to 1398 and encodes 275 amino acids. Gene Ontology annotation, cellular component: plasma membrane. The record is from RefSeq and is a predicted model, not a curated record. Gene Ontology annotation, biological process: cell-cell adhesion.
GCUGUCCUGGAACUCACUCCUGUAGAUCACAGGCUUGAACUCAGAGAUCCACCUACCUCUGCCUCCCAAAUGCUGGGAUUAAAGGCGUGGGUCACCACCACCCGGCUUAUUUUUCUUUUUUUAAUUGUGGUACUAUACACACUCUGCUGUGUACCCAUUUGUUUAUUUAUUUUCAACCAAGCACAGUCACAUUGUUCCGAGAUUAAUCUUCGGAACCAAUCUUACAAAAUGAAACCACCCCUAGGAAAACUCCCGCUUCCCUUCCCAGCCCCUGGCAGCCUCCCUUCUCCUUUCUGUUGUAUGGGCUCUUUUUAUAACCCUGCUGCGUUUCCAUGGUUGUUCUGGUAAUGGCUAUUUGCUUUCUUUUCGAGCCUUGACCGGAAGUUUCCUCUGGACUUCUGCUGCCUGGCGUGUCCCUCCCAAGGGUCUCCAGGGAAUCUGACCCUCACAAUGACUUCCUUUGCCCCUGCUCUGGUGGGCUUCAUCAGCUACCCACGGCUGCCUGUCACCCAUAGGGACUUCACUCUCUCCUAGCAGCUGAGCCCCUAGAGCCAAUAGACCCCACCUGAGAUGUCUUCUUUUGCUUGCCGGAGCCUGCGUAUAACCCUUCUUGCCCUGCUCUGCUGCUCAGGGUCUGGUGAGAAGGCGUUCGAGGUCCACGUAUCAUCCGAGGAGCAGAUAGUAGAAGCCACAGGCUCUUUGAAAGUCAACUGCAGCACGAGCUGUGAGAAUCCGCAAGUGGGUGGUCUGGAGACCACCUUGAGUAAGAAAGUGUUGGAGGAGCACCCUCGAGGGAAGUGGAAGCAGUUCUUAGUCUUAAAUAUCUCCCAAGACGUGAGCCUCCUGUGCCACUUCACCUGUGAGGAGAAACAGCAUUCAGAGCAUCUCGACGUCAGAGUAUACAAGCCUCCAGCUAAGGUCACACUGAAGCUGCAGCCCUCGCAGGUGUUUGUGGGAGAAACCUUCACCAUUGAGUGUACGGCAGAAGCCGUGAAGCCCCUUGAGAGCCUCACCCUCAGCCUGCUCCAUGAAGGACAGACCCUGCAGAACCAGACCUUUGAGGGAACUGAAAGUAAGGCCAUAGCCAUAUUCAACAGGACAGCUCUAACAAAGGAUAGCCUCAACUUAUCCUGCCAGGCUGUGCUGGACCUACGGCCCCAUGGGGGGCACAUCAUCAGCAACAUCUCAGAGUUCCAGAUCCUCGUAGUCAACGAGCUUACGAACGAUCCGAUAAUCAUCAUAAUCAUAGUGGUGACAAUACUGCUGGUCUUAUUUGUGACAUCGGUCCUACUCUGCUUUAUCCUCGGCCAGCACUGGCACAGGAAGCGGACGGGCACCUACGGGGUGCUGGCUGCCUGGAGGAGGCUGCCCCGAGCCUUGCGGCAACGUCCUGGGUGAGCCGAUGUUCCCAGGCCUCUGGUGGCUGCUGGAAUUCAACAUGGCGCCUUCAGGGUAUGGUCCAGCACUGGCUGAAGGACUCUGGCCGUGGCACAAGACACUGGGGACAUUUCCUUUCUUCUUAACCUCAAUACAAAUGCCUGGAUUUCA